UCAUAAAUCACUGUCACAUAUGAGGUUAUCGUCAUUGGAUCAUCCGAGCUGCGACCAUCAACAGGAGACUCAUCAACUGCAGAAGCAUUUGCCUCAAACCAUGGGAGCAGAAAGCCAGGAGAAGAUUGCCAGUGGAGAGACAGGGGAAUUGGAUAGAAGUGGCUUCUCAGCUCAACAUCCAUCUGGCAAUUCUUCAGAAUGUAAACCGGGGCCAGCCCAUCAGAGUAAUCAGGAAGACAUGCGUCAAAACAGUCAGACAAUGAUGAGUGAUCCAUUAAACAACAAGGCUGCAAACGUCAAUGGUUUGAAGCAGUCCACACGAGACCGCAAUCCACAGUGUUUCAACCGAGAAGCAUUGUCCCCAAAGGAAACAUCAGUCCCCGAGGAUGUUGACCAUUUUAUAUCCACGGAGUCAAUGGAUAUGGAGGGGGAAGAUUCCCCUUUGUCCUCAGUGGACCAAGUCACUCAACUCAAUAAGGAGCUGGAUUCAAUUUCAAACAUUCCUCAGAGACAGAGGGAAGCCGAGGCAUUACAGAUGGGUCACAGCUAUAGCCACACUCCACCAAGGUUGAGCCACAAUGCUCCUGUGGAGAUCGAGAGGUUGCAGCAAUUCCAAACACAAAAGACAAAGGCCUUGAGGAUCUUCAGAAAUCUACUGGCAUCACAAGCCUCUGGAGUGCCCAGCUUGGAGACCAAACAGGUCUCCAACAUUCAAAACCUUAACUUUUUGGAGAAAUAUUGCAUUUUCAAUCGUGAGGAGUUGGCACUGUACAAAAAGAAGUUUAAAGAGGUGGAUAAAGAUAAUGACGGCUACUUGACUUGUGUUGAAGUAAUAAUGGCUCUGAAAGAAAUGGUCACAUUUGAGACACUCACUGACUCUGAAGAAAUUUAUAUUUACAGGAUACUGGAGAGCCUGGACUGCCACUUCAUCGAAGGCUUCGCCAAUUUCCAGCUGUUUGCAGUGAUGGUUAGCCUGGCCCGGAAAAUUACCAAACUGGAGGGAUUCAUGAGAUCACUGAUAGGAAACAUGGAUUUCAAAGCCCUAGAACUGAGGAUAGACAGAGCCAAGCAACUCUUCCUGUGUAAUUUGGAAACAGAAUCAACCACAAUCAGCGUGCAGCAGUUCCUGGUGGAGUUGAAAGCUGGUGGAAUCAGCAGAAUCCAUGAGGAGGAAGUCAGAAGGGAACUCCAACACACAAAGGCAUUAGACCUGCUGGAUUUUCUCACCUACCUACCACUUUUUGUCCUCAUCCAUAACUCAGUCAUCACAAACCCAUUGGAUGAUUCCCAGAAGCUCUGAGUUUUGCAAUAGGCAUAACAUGCUCUUUCUCAGAAAA
This is a messenger RNA of Rhincodon typus (whale shark), 1337 nucleotides long. RefSeq lists its product as uncharacterized. Gene Ontology annotation, molecular function: calcium ion binding. The coding region runs from base 20 to 1300 and encodes 426 amino acids. The transcript is spliced from 9 exons. NCBI's taxonomy places the organism in Eukaryota, Metazoa, Chordata, Chondrichthyes, Orectolobiformes, Rhincodontidae. The record is from RefSeq and is a predicted model, not a curated record.